Molecule: messenger RNA, 969 nt
Organism: Dromiciops gliroides (monito del monte)
Lineage: Eukaryota; Metazoa; Chordata; Mammalia; Microbiotheria; Microbiotheriidae
Product: olfactory receptor 8D1-like
Exons: 1
Coding region: 16-969 (317 amino acids)
Biological process (GO): sensory perception of smell; G protein-coupled receptor signaling pathway
Cellular component (GO): membrane
Molecular function (GO): odorant binding; G protein-coupled receptor activity; olfactory receptor activity
Source: RefSeq, a predicted model, not a curated record
AACUUUUGGAGGACAAUGGAUAAUGGGAAUCAUUCAAUAGUGACAGAAUUUAUCCUUAUGGGAUUAACAGACAAGCCAGAACUCCAGCUCCCCCUCUUCUUUCUCUUCCUACAAAUAUAUAUUAUCUCCAUGAUGGGGAAUGUGGGCUUACUCCUACUUAUCAGGAUCAGUUCUCAGUUACAUACCCCCAUGUACUAUUUUCUCAGUAACUUGUCCUUUAUUGAUCUCUGCUUCUCCUCUGUCAUAACACCUAAAAUGUUGGUGAGCUUUGUAUCAGAGAAGAACAUCAUCUCCUACUCAGGGUGCUUGACCCAGUUCUUUUUCUUCUGUACUUUCUGUAUUGCUGACUGCUUCAUGCUGACAGCCAUGGCCUAUGAUCGCUAUGUUGCCAUCUGUAGCCCCCUGCUCUAUAACAGCACCAUGUCUCAGAACAUCUGCUUCCUGUUGGUGGUAGGAGUGUAUGCCAUGGGUGCCUUUGGGGCUAUUACUCACACCAGCUGUUUAACUAGAGUGUCCUUCUGUGGAAACAAUAUGAUCAGUCAUUAUUUCUGUGACAUCCCUCCCCUUCUGAAGCUCUCCUGCUCUAGCACCUACAUCAAUGAGCUUUUGGUGAUGCUUCUCGUCGUGGUCAAUUCAUUGGUGUCAACUUUACCCAUCUUUAUUUCUUAUGUGUUCAUCCUAUCCAGCAUCCUCAGCAUCCAUUCUGCUAAGGGCAGGUCCAAAGCCUUCAGCACUUGUGGAUCCCACCUGGUAUCUGUGGCAGUUCUGUAUGGCUCCAUCAUUUUUAUGUACUGUCAGCCUGCAUCAACCAGCAACAUCACUCAACAGAAAGUGUCCUCAGUGAUCUAUACCACAGUCAUCCCCAUGCUAAACCCCUGGAUCUAUAGUCUAAGGAAUAAGGAUGUGAAGGAUGCACUAAGGAAAAUCAAGAAGGACUGGGUAGUUUCCUGGUGCAAGCAGCACAAUUAA